UAUGCAUCCAUCCAUAAAAAUUUCUGUGGUCAAAAUAUCAUUCGUAAAAAGAUUAGUCUUUAUCCAAUUAACGCAGACACUUCCUGAGAUGAUGUAGGUUUAAAUUGAUGAGGAAUUUAAGAUGCAGACUGAUAAACAUGCCCUACACAGACAAGUUAUAUCCAUACUUCUGGUAACAAACCUGUGUCUUACUUGUGUGUUUGGGAGUUUGCCUCUUAUAAAUGUUGGUAAAAAGAUCAACAAGAGACUGGACGAUGAAGGGUUUGUAACACACGGAAACAUUCAAUAUGGCAGUCAGAUUGGUAACCUUCUUGGUAGACCAGGAGAAGGUUACUACUUGCAGGUGGAAAUUGGUACCCCUCCACAGAAGUUUAAUGUGUUGAUUGAUACUGGAAGCAGUAAUCUGGCUGUGGCAUGUAAACCAUCAAUAGAAAUAAACACACACUUCCAAACAGACAAGUCAACCACAUAUAAAGAGUUGGGUAAAAGUGUAACCGUACCAUACACAUUGGGAAGUUGGGAUGGUGAACUUGGCACUGAUGUUAUCAGAAUUACCAGCAUACCCAAUGUAAAUAUCACAGCAAAUAUAGCCUGUAUCAACAAAGCUGAACACUUCUUUAUAAACAACUCAAACUGGCAAGGCAUUUUAGGUCUUGGUUAUGCUGAAAUUGCAAGACCUGACAGUUCUGUGGAGCCUUUGUUUGACACUAUGGUACAUGAUAGACAGUCCAGUAAUAUAUUCAGUGUUCAGUUAUGUGGACUAGGAUAUUUCUCCCCAAAUCCAACUAAUAAAGUUGGUGGAUCUCUGAUUUUUGGUAGUACAUCACCUGAACUUUAUGAUGGAGAAUUAUUAUCAACACCGAUAUAUAAGGAAUGGUAUUAUGAAGUGAUAAUUAUAGACAUACAGGUGGCUGACAAAAGUCUCCAGAUGGACUGUAAAGAGUACAACUUUGGCAAAACAAUAGUAGAUACUGGUACAACCAAUCUACGACUACCAUAUAGGGUCUUUAAUAAAGUUGUUCAACAGAUUGUACAGGAGAUACAGCUGAAUUCUGAAGUGAAUCCUCCAUCAUUGGGAUUUUGGGCAGGAGAAGAAGUAUUAUGUUGGAAAGAAGGUCAAGUACCGUAUGACAUGUUCCCGACUAUAUCCCUGGUAUUACCAACAAAUAAUACAGCCAGUUUUAAACUGGUCGUAUCAGCACAGCAAUAUCUUAGACCAGUUGGUGAAGAAAAUGAUAAUUCUCCUGAAAAUGAUUGCUUCAAAUUUGGAAUCUCGAGCCUCGAUUCAGGAAGUGUUAUUGGUGCGAUUGUAAUGGAAGGUUUCUAUGUUGUGUUUGAUAGAGUGAACAAACAAGUGAAGUUUGCUAAUACAACAUGUAGACAAGUUAAUCCCAGUGCUGUCCAAUCUCAUAUUAUUGGGCACAUAAAAUAUACAGGAGAUUAUAAUGAUUGUGCGUACAAGAAAGUUGAGACGAGCAAUAAAACACUGACUAUAGUAGGUUACGUGCUCGCAGGUAUAUGUGGUAUAUGUAUCCUGCCCUUGUUUGCCCUCUUAAUACAGUGGCAGUGCCGCAAAUGUCACUGUCGUAAAAUGAAACGGGCAAACUCGGAUUUCAAAGAUCUAAUGGAUGGAAGUAGCUGAUGGAGAUCUUGGUGCAGACGACAUUUUCAAAGGAGGCUGAAAUUUUUCUUCCAUUGUUUAGCUUGUGUUUGUGAUGUUUUCAGAUAAUGAGUUUAAGAAAUCAGUUCCAUAACAUGUAUGCAUGAAUUCUUAUCACUCAAAUUUUGAAAUAUUUUUUACACCUGCCCAUGUCUUAUUGAGAGAUGAGAUAUUUUGAAUACUUUGUAAGCCAAAUUAUAAUUAUUGAACAAGAUUUAUGCAUAUACAUUAUAUAUUUAUAGCCAUUGGCAAUAUGUUGGACUACAAUGAUAGAUUGUUAUUUCAUGUUUAAUGAGGAUUAUGCAAGAUACAUGUACAAUAAUUUCAUUCCAGAAAUAACUUUUUGUUAUAUUGCUUAGUGUAGGUUGUUAUUGUUGUUGUUGUUUUUAAAGAAUCAAACCUAGGGUAUUAGUAAAACCUGAAUGAAUAAAGUAAUUUAAGUUGGAUAAAUUAUUGGAUAUAAAGAUUUUUGAAAGUUUAUAUGGCCAAGUUAGAGCAGUUGAAAGCUAAUACAUGUACCGGGUAUAUUUGAAAUAACCAUUUAUACACAGCCAUUUAACUUAGGAACAAAUCUUGAUAACUAACUUACUGUACAGAAAAAUUCCUUUUAUUACAGAAAAAUGAAAAUUGCGUCAAAAAUUGACAGCAGACAUAUUUAUAUAGGGUAUAUAAGUAUCAUGAAUGUAUCAUGUAUCCAAUGAAACGCGACACUAUAAAUAUGCAGUAUUAUAAAGGGGAUUAUACUGGCUUAACCUAUACAUGGUAGAUAGAUGGAAUUACAACAGUGACUGAUCUAUGACAAAACAUUGCCAAGGAAUUUAACUUUAAACUUCCAAAUUAUGAAUGCACAGUACACUAUCUUGCCAAAAGGUUUUGCCCAGGUAGAUUUGAAGCUUGGUUUAAAUAGUAUUAUUGUGAAUAGAUCAUUUCUUGUAUAUUCUUUUUAGUUAGAUCUAUCAGGCUUUGGUAUUCAGCAUUUCAUAACAUUAUAACAUGUUAAGAGUCUAUGUUCAAUGUUUAGUUUAUGUCAUAUAUUAUAGUUUUUCAUUUAUGUUGUGUAGUGCCAUUGAUAUAUCGGGUGCAUAAAAUAGAAAGUGAUCAUAAAAGUGUCGGGGUAUAUAUUUCUGUUGCUUAGGGAAUCUCUUUGUACUAUGACAAUUUAUUUAAGCUAUGCAGUAUCUUAUUUUGAAGCAAUAAUUUUCUAUAUUGCAAAAUUGUAAAUUUAUUUCAGAAUUUGAUAUGGUAUUUUUCUUUUCUGAUUGCAUUUGAGACCAUACAGGUACAACAUGUAGGUGUGGGGUGUUUUUUCCUCUGUACAAAGGUUUUGUUAGGCAAAACCAACUUGUUUUGUUUUAGCAGCUUUAGAUUUUUCAAAUCGAAACAUAUUGAAGAUGUUUAAAUUUACCCUCCAGUCAUGUAAUUAAGCUAUGUUUAAAAAAAAUGAUAUUAAUUCCCCCUUGUGUAAAGAAGUAGUUGGAAAGUAAUGGCUGUAAUGUAAAAUAAUCCAUAGGAACUCUAUGAUUUGUCUCUGAAACAAACAGAGCCAAAGUGGUUAAGGUUGCUGACUUCAGAUCACUUGAUCUCUUCCCUUUUACUGUUGUCAGUUCACAUCCUGCCAAUGAUGAAUAUUUUCAUCCAAUAAAGCUAUCACACUAGCUUAUAGAAGAUUGAUGGUUGUUUUACUAGGAUAUCUUGUGUGUUCUGUCUGAAAUAUUAUAUCGAGGGACAUAAAGAAUUAAGUCUUCCAUCACCAGUAAAAAGCUGAAAAGUUGCCCAAUAUCCUUUACAGUGUCGAGGAUAUUAACAGUGGGUUAAAAACAAAAAUGCUAUUUAAUUGUUUUUUAUUUAGAAUCGUAUACAUGUAUUUAGUUUAAUAAAAACUGGCCUAUAAAUGAUUUACACUUGUGUCAAUUUAAUCUUACUGAAGUCAGGUAAGUUAGGAUGCAUUCGUUAUUAUUGUUUUAUGCAAAAUGUUCUCUUUUUUGUUACCUUUUACAUGAUAAUUUAUAUGAGUGUUUGCUUUUUUGGUGGUUUUUUAUUUUGUUAAUUUGAUACAUGAUAAUAUACCGGUACAUUGAUAAAUAUUUUGUAGUGUUUGAUGACUUUAUUGUCUUGCUAGUCAAGGUAAUCAGUGGUAAGGUAGAUAAAACUUGUCUUUAAUUCUAUUUAACAUAUGUGAAUUUUCAUAUUCAACUCUUAAUAGUUUUAUUUUGUAACAUGUAUGAAAUUUUGUUUUGUUUAUAUCUACUUUUUUCUGUAAUUUAAUACAAUAACCAACAAAAAAUGUAAAGUUUUGUAAAAAAAUAAUAAACAAUAAGUGAUAGUGUAUUAAACAGAUCUCGUGCUAAUAACAACUUAAUUAAAAAUAGAAAAUACUUUUAAACCACAUUUAAAAUAAUAUUUUUUCAAAAAUCAAGUCUGAAAAAUUUUGUUUUGUUUUGCUCAACAUUUUAAUCUUGCCUACAUCUAGCUUGCCCUUUGCUUGCUUUUUAUAAUGUAAUAUUCAUGUCAUAAGUUUGUUAAUAUCCUUGUUUUAAGUUCAUUUUAAGUCUUGUUCACAAUGUUAAGCUGUAUUUAUUAGGUUUAUUUCUGCAAGUUUUGGUUGAUGACUUCCCUUAUGAUGUAUAUGAAUGAACAUUUGUUCAGCAAGAGAGCUGCAGAACUAAAACAAUAUUGGGUGGGGGGAGCAAUGAUUUAAUGGUGUGUCUGCUUCAUGGUUGUAAGUUACAACUAUAUAAUUAAUAGAUACCAAUACUAAGUUAGUUCCAGGACUGGCAGUAGAAAGUUGAUAUUCAUGCUUCAGUCAGUAUCUAUAUUUAUUGAAUAUACCAUAUAUUUUAAUUAUGAUAAUAGAAAUUUUGUUUUAUAUUAUAAACAGAAUGUACUGACUCCCAUACUUGACGCGGUCAUUAUAAAAGAUCAUCGUGACGUGUGCUUACAUCAUAAAUGUCAAACGACUCAAACCACUUGCUCCGUACUACAAGCUUGGUCUAUUCAGGUGCCAGCUUGUGCCUGAAAUAAUGAAUGAAGGGGCACCUGAGAUAUUCUUCCACCAGUAGAUCUGGAAAGUUGCCAUAUAACAUUUACAGUGCUAGUGUUACUUUAUAUCACUUAAUAAACUUAGUGUUACUU
Messenger RNA from Ruditapes philippinarum (Manila clam), 4792 nucleotides. Its product is annotated as beta-secretase 1-like. The transcript is spliced from 11 exons. Gene Ontology annotation, cellular component: trans-Golgi network; membrane; endosome. Lineage: Eukaryota; Metazoa; Mollusca; Bivalvia; Venerida; Veneridae. Gene Ontology annotation, biological process: amyloid-beta metabolic process; membrane protein ectodomain proteolysis. The record is from RefSeq and is a predicted model, not a curated record. Gene Ontology annotation, molecular function: aspartic-type endopeptidase activity. The coding region runs from base 122 to 1642 and encodes 506 amino acids.